This is a messenger RNA of Lasiodiplodia theobromae, 684 nucleotides long. RefSeq lists its product as uncharacterized. NCBI's taxonomy places the organism in Eukaryota, Fungi, Ascomycota, Dothideomycetes, Botryosphaeriales, Botryosphaeriaceae. The transcript is spliced from 2 exons. The coding region runs from base 1 to 684 and encodes 227 amino acids. The record is from RefSeq and is a predicted model, not a curated record.
AUGGCCGCCAGCAAGCGCCAACGCGACGACCACGACGCCCGCCCGUCCUCCAACAAGAAGUUGCGCAGCGACAAUGCCCCGCGCAAAGGCUUCUCCGUCGGCCCCGCCAAUCUACCUGACGGAACCUACAAACGCAAGGUCAAGAAAAUCAAGAAGGACCUGAUCUACAAGGCCAAGGUCAGGAAGCGCUACGCAAAGAUUCGCGAGAACGAGCUGCGCCAGGCCCAGAAGGCCGCCAACCAGACCGAGAACCACAACGACGAGAAAGCAGAGGGAGCAAAAGACGACAAAGCACAAGAAGAAGAAAACGACAAGUCGCCCGCCCCGGAACCCACCCUCGACCCGCAUCCCGAGCGCCAGGCCCUGCUGGACGAGCCCGAGCCGUCGCCCGAGCCCGAAGCGAAGCCCGCCCGCAAAGAACGCGGCCCGCGCGAGAAAAGGAAGAAGCCCAAGACCUUCGGCAAGGAGGCUGCCAUCGGACAGAAGCGCAAGGAAGAGGCCGAGGCCCGCAGGAAAGCGCAGGAAGAAGCUGAGCGCGAGCGCCAGGAAAAAAUAGCCCAGCGGGAGCGCAUGAGGAAACAGAUGGCGAAGGCCCGUGCGACUGGCAAGGAUGGCAAGAGGAGGCUGGGAAGGGAAGCCCCUGUGCUGCUGGAACGCGUGAAGAAGCUCGUCGGGGAUGCGUAG